Messenger RNA from Fraxinus pennsylvanica, 1173 nucleotides. The record is from the annotation of a GenBank genome assembly. Lineage: Eukaryota; Viridiplantae; Streptophyta; Magnoliopsida; Lamiales; Oleaceae.
AUGGCACUGAAACUUAGCUUCACGCCUCACAAGAUGCCUUCCUUUCCUGAUGCUCGUAUCAGAUCUCACAGGGUUCUCAUGGCUUCAACUAUUCAUUCUCCUUCUAUGGAGGCCGGAAAAGUGAAAAAGCCUUUCACACCCCCAAGAGAGGUACAUGUUCAAGUGACCCAUUCCUUAGAGCCAGAGAAGCGCGAGAUCUUUAAUUCUCUGAACAAUUGGGCAGAAGAGAAUAUCUUGGUGCUCCUAAAGGAUGUUGAGAAAAGCUGGCAACCCAGUGACUUUCUACCCGAACCCGCUUCGGAAGGCUUUUACGAGCAGGUCACGGAACUACGGAAAAGAUGCAAGGAAAUUCCUGAUGAUUAUUUUGUUGUGUUGGUUGGAGAUAUGAUUACGGAGGAAGCACUUCCGACUUACCAGACGAUGCUUAACACCCUGGACGGAGUCCGAGACGAGACGGGUGCUAGCCUUACUCCAUGGGCUAUUUGGACUCGAGCAUGGACAGCUGAAGAGAAUAGGCAUGGUGACCUUCUCAACAAAUAUCUUUAUCUUUCUGGACGGGUUGACUUGAAGCAAAUUGAAAAGACAAUUCAAUACCUGAUCGGUUCGGGGAUGGAUCCUCGUACGGAGAACAAUCCCUACCUGGGAUUUAUCUACACUUCUUUCCAGGAGAGGGCUACCUUCAUUUCUCAUGGAAACACAGCUAGGCUUGCCAAGGAACAUGGGGACCUGAAAUUGGCUCAGAUAUGUGGUAUCAUUGCGGCAGACGAGAAGCGCCAUGAAACUGCUUAUACCAAAAUUGUCGAAAAGCUAUUUGAGAUUGACCCUGAUGGCACUGUGUUGGCACUUGCUGACAUGAUGAGGAAGAAAGUCUCUAUGCCAGCUCAUCUGAUGUAUGAUGGCCAGGACGAUAAUCUCUUUGAGAACUUCUCUUCUGUAGCACAGAGGCUAGGGGUGUAUACUGCCAAGGACUAUGCCGAUAUUUUGGAAUUUUUAGUCGGAAGGUGGGAUAUUGAGAAGUUGACAGGUCUUUCUGGAGAGGGGCGUAAAGCACAAGAUUACAUUUGCGGUUUGCCUCCUAGAAUUCGAAGGUUGGAGGAGCGGGCACAAUCAAAGGUCAAGCAGGCAUCUUCCGCCCCCUUCAGCUGGAUUUUUGGUCGAGAAAUCAAUCUUUGA